CAACGAGACUGCUAUCAUCCUCGUGCGGCUCUGUGACUUGACUCAUUCAUUCAAGGAUAAGUUGAUGUCCAUCUGUAAUUACUGCUUAGACAGAAAAGCCGGAAAAACAUAGAGGAGGUUUAUUUUCGCAACCGUAAUGAGCGCGUCAGUGUUUCAGACUCAAGAUCAGCAGUAGAAAAUCCACGUUACGCAAAGCCAUCACCGUUACGCGCAAAUCAAGCAGUCACCUGUGCAGGAUGAAGGUUACCUUUGGCUCUGUGGUGGUCACAGCCGGCAUCUGCGGUCUCAUGAGCUUCGCUUUCCUGGCGACUGCUCUCGGAACCGAUUACUGGUACAUCAUAGAGAUGAAUCCUGUGAAUAUGAGCGACACUGAGGACAUGAGCUCCCACUCAGGACUGUGGAGCAUCAACGAAGGUGGGAAGAACAAUGCAGACUCUAUUGACUCCUUCAAUGCAGACUACUCCAGGUACUCUGAGAUUGAGCUGCACAUGCUGAGCAUGCACAGUGCAAUAGUGGUGGUGCUUCCCUUCAGCCUGGUGCUGCUGCUAAUUGGUGGCAUCUGUGGACUGGUCAGCUCCCUGGCUCGAAGCCCGGUCCUCCUCACCGGCGCGGCGUGCUACUUCUUCAUCUGCAGUCUGCUGACGCUGUGUGGUGUGAGCCUCUACAUCUUCUACUCGCACCAGGCGAAGGCUGAGACAGAGAGGCUGGUGGGGCCAGAGGGUCUGGCCUAUAUUCACACCUCCUUCGGGUGGUCUCUGGGUCUGGCCUGGCUCUCCUACGGCCUGGAGCUCCUCACUGGCGCACUGCUGCUCGGGGCCGCGCAAGUGGCCAAGCUGAAGCACAGCACUUCCACUAUGGCCUGACCCAAGCAUCCACAGUGGAUCCAGCACAUUCAGGGUGGAGGAUUGAGCUGUACUGUCUGAACUGCAUGUUUUGCUAGCAUGUGGUUCUGCUUUAGCACAAGGUAACAAACAAUAAGAGGACACUAUUAAGGAUCUCACACACAAAAAAAUGUUGAACUAAAGAUGUUGUGAACUGUUAAAAGAAUGCUUUAAACGUUAAACUUCAUAAUUCUGCUGCAGAUUGGAGAUGUGGUGAUUUACAGUAAGUGGUGGAUUACUCUGAGUUCAACAUGAUCAACUGCUCCCUCUUGUGGUCAGAAUUGUAGUGGCUCCUCAUAUGCACUGUCAGUGCAUCUCACUAUAACCUGUGCCAAACAAAACUGACAGUCUCACAAUUUCAAAUCAUCUCCUGUUUAAGUGUUGUAUAUACUAUGACAUGUUAUGUUACAUGUUUAUCUAUUGAAAAUGAGUAAUAAA
Messenger RNA from Epinephelus moara (kelp grouper), 1319 nucleotides. RefSeq names its product transmembrane protein 235b (gene tmem235b). Lineage: Eukaryota; Metazoa; Chordata; Actinopteri; Perciformes; Serranidae. Gene Ontology annotation, cellular component: apical plasma membrane. The coding region runs from base 237 to 863 and encodes 208 amino acids. The record is from RefSeq and is a predicted model, not a curated record. The transcript has 4 exons.